This is a messenger RNA of Pristis pectinata (smalltooth sawfish), 3500 nucleotides long. It is a transcript of the gene galnt13, whose product is annotated as UDP-N-acetyl-alpha-D-galactosamine:polypeptide N-acetylgalactosaminyltransferase 13. Bases 581 to 2251 code for a protein of 556 amino acids. The record is from RefSeq and is a predicted model, not a curated record. Gene Ontology annotation, cellular component: Golgi apparatus. Lineage: Eukaryota; Metazoa; Chordata; Chondrichthyes; Rhinopristiformes; Pristidae. The transcript is spliced from 12 exons.
CCGAGCUGCGGGCCGGCGAGAGCGAACGACGCGGGGUGUGUGGCGUUCGGUGCAGCUGGCACCUGGAGUCCGAGGCAGCUGUCGGAGGCGCUGGAGCUCGCCCGGAAUUAACAGUCCCCUUCAUUUAUAUAUAAAAAUAUAAACAUGCAUGUGAGCAGCGUAGUUCCAGGUCAAAAUAAAGAGGAAAGUGAUGGCGGAGCCGCAGAAUUGAGUUCUUAGUCGCGAAAGCACAGCAACGCAGUUGCAGCAGAAUAGCGGGAGCAUCUCUCGUCGCCUUUAUUUACUAUUUCACUUUCGCAAGUCUUCACGGGGUUUAUUUUUUUAAAAAAAACCGCAAUCGUCUUUCCAUGUGCUUGUGACAAGUGAUUCGUGUCCGCUUAAAAAGGCCGAGAAUGCAACAAGUUGAUUGGAGCAGGGAGUCCCGCAUCUGCCUUUAUUAUGUUAUCAUCCUUCAGCAUGUGCUUUCAGUUAACUGGAUUUCUUACACGGCCACCUUCCUUUUCACACUGUGAUCUCUCUAGCUGAGGAAGCAAGGCUACGCAUUUCAUGAUUACUACUGUGAUUCACAGAAGAAACAAUUAUGAGAAGAUUAAUUUGUUGCAAGGUGGUCUUGGCCACAUCUUUGAUUUGGGUGCUUCUGGAUGUCAUCUUGCUACUGUACUUCAGUGAAUGCAAUAAAUGUGAUGAUAAGAAAGAUCGAUCUCUCUUGCCUGCCCUGAGAGCUGUCAUAUCCAGAACACAAGAAGGUCCAGGUGAGAUGGGAAAGGCUGUCCAUAUUCCCAAAGAAGAUCAGGAGAAAAUGAGGGAAUUGUUCAAAAUCAACCAGUUUAAUCUCAUGGCUAGUGACAUGAUUGCACUUAAUAGAACUCUUCCAGAUGUGAGAUUGGAAGGAUGCAAGACAAAGGUCUACCAAGAUGAUCUUCCAGACACAAGUGUUGUUAUCGUUUUUCAUAAUGAGGCCUGGAGUACUCUGCUUCGUACAAUUCAUAGCGUACUCAUUCGUUCCCCCAAGAAUGUUCUUGCAGAGAUUAUCCUAGUAGAUGACGACAGUGAGAGAGAUUUUUUGAAGAAACCUUUGGAGAAUUACGUUAAGAAUUUGCAAGUUCCAGUUAAGAUAAUUAGGAUGGAGCAACGAUCAGGAUUGAUUCGUGCCAGGCUUCGGGGUGCAGCUGCUUCAAAGGGCCAGGUCAUUACUUUUCUAGAUGCACACUGUGAAUGCACUGUUGGUUGGCUUGAGCCCCUGCUAGCAAGAAUAAAAGAAAACCGAAAAACCGUGGUAUGCCCAAUUAUAGACGUAAUUAGUGAUGAUACAUUUGAAUACAUGGCUGGUUCUGAUAUGACAUAUGGUGGCUUUAACUGGAAAUUGAACUUCCGCUGGUAUCCUGUCCCUCAGAGAGAGAUGGACCGCAGAAAAGGGGACAGAACGAUUUCUGUUCGGACACCAACCAUGGCAGGGGGCUUGUUUGCAAUAGACAGGGGUUAUUUUGAAGAAAUUGGAACUUAUGAUGCAGGAAUGGAUAUUUGGGGUGGAGAGAACCUGGAGAUGUCUUUUCGGAUAUGGCAGUGCGGUGGUUCCUUGGAAAUUAUUACCUGUUCUCAUGUUGGCCAUGUGUUCCGUAAGGCAACCCCAUAUACAUUUCCUGGUGGUACUGGACACAUCAUUAACAAGAACAAUCGACGCCUGGCAGAGGUCUGGAUGGAUAACUUCAAAGACUUCUUUUACAUCAUUUCACCAGGUGUUGUUAAAGUGGAUUAUGGAGAUGUGUCAGCCAGAAGACGCCUAAGAGAAAGACUGAAGUGUAAAUCUUUCUCAUGGUACUUGGAAAAUAUUUAUCCUGAUUCCCAGAUCCCAAGGCAUUACUACUUACUUGGUGAGAUUAGAAAUGUUGAUACAAACCAGUGCCUCGAUAACAUGGGGCGGAAGGAAAAUGAAAAGGUGGGCAUCUUCAAUUGCCAUGGCAUGGGGGGAAAUCAGGUAUUCUCCUAUACAGCAGAUAAGGAGAUCAGAACAGAUGAUCUGUGUCUGGAUGUGUCUCGGCUUAAUGGUCCAGUUGUGAUGCUUAAGUGUCAUCACAUGAGAGGGAACCAGUUGUGGGAAUACGAUGUACAGAGACUUACACUACGACAUGUAAAUAGUAAUCAGUGUCUGGAUGAGCCAUCUGAGGAAGAUAAAAUGGUUCCUACCAUGAGGGACUGCAGUGGAAUCCGAUCACAACAGUGGGUGCUCCGCAACAUGACUCUGAGUGCUUGAAGGUGGAAGAGACUUAACGGAUCAAUUUCAUUGGAGUUCCUACUUUUAGUACAAAAUCCACAAAGAACUCAUGGCUGUCAAUGAUCCUGAGUAACUAAAACAAAUUUUCGAAGCUUUUUGACUGAAUGGUUGAAAACAUAGAGACAUUGCUCAUAUCUCAACAUGGCAUGCCAUGUGCCCAUACUUAAUUUUCAUUUACUUUGGGAGAAAGCACAUUAUAAACUAUAAAUAGCAUGAUGUGUGCUAUUGCUAAUACUAUAAAACACUUGAAAUGAAUCAGUUGACUUAAAUCCUCAGUCUUCUAAGGAACUGCACUGAAAACUAGAUUACCCAAUAAUGUCAUUACAGAUUCACUUGGGAAUGACUAUGUGGUCAGAUGCCUUAAAAUAAUUGUUCAAAUAAAUUAAAGGUAUUUUUGAGAGCUAAAACAAUAUCUAAUUACUGUUAAAAUGUUUGAAUCAGUCCUUAAAUGAAGUCAAUAUAUUGUUUGCUAUCUUGCUUACAUAACUGAUUUAAUGUUACAACUUAUCAAGAAAUAUAACAUGCUUUUGGAGUUUUGACAAUUCUUUAUCCUAGGGAGUAGAGAUACUGAAAUAACUCAGAGACCAUUGGUGAACUGGUCGUAUAUUCAAAAUAGUAUAGAAACCAGUUCAAUUUGUGUCUAAAUGUCAAUUAAAUAUCAGACUCUACUUAGUGAGAAUAUUCAAACAUCAGAGCAAAGAUUAUUGGAUAAGAAAAUAUCAGAAUGUAUUGUUGACAGUUUUAUAUUUAAGUGGGAUCCCUAUUUGGAGGUUGUAAAUGUUACUAUUUACCAACGUUUUUAUUUUAAUUUACAGCUUUGAAAUAAAUGCAAGAAUUUUAGAUUAAAUAUGUAAUAAAAGUGAAUACUGAUGGGUCAAGAAAGCUGUAGAUAUUUUAAGUGACAUUAUUAGCAAUAGCAAUUGAUUAAAAUCAUCCUUAUUUUGUUUGAUGCUACUACGCAAGUCUAAAUUUGGAAUGUUUAUGAUGUAACCAACCUCAUCUUUGUUUAGAGUUGGUUGAAAACAAAGGGAAUAAUGCUGCUUCAGGCUAUAAAGCAUGAAUAAGACCUGUUAGUACCACACCACAAAUAGGAAAGCCUGGCCAGUAUUCAUAAUACUUACUUCGUUGCUUCUUCAGAAAUAUACUUAAGAUGCUGUUGUAUACUUUGCUGUAAAUUAAGCUAUUUGUACAUUUUUGUAGAAAUUAAAUUUUAUGAAAAAUCAAACAA